AGGUUGUGUUGUUUGUUUUUUAUUUUCAAUUAAAAUCCGCGAUCACAAGAAGCAGCAGCUGCGUUGUUUGUUUACCAGCUGUCGUAAUACCAGCGAACUUAUUCUGCCCGAAGGAAAUGGGAAAUGCGAGUGGCAAGCGGGAGACGGAUAAUCUCUACACGUCGGAGGAGCUCCGCAUGCUGGAAUCGGCCUACAAAAACGCCUCUGGUGGAGCCCUCGAAAAGUUGACCCAAGACAGGCUGGUGGAAACUUGGUCGCAAACCAUCGAACGGUCGCUGGCCGAAUGUACAUCCCAGUAUCUUUUUACACCGACAAAGCCUGGUCAGCAAUGUGUCUACAUACAGAUGAAGAAAUUCGGCGAGCCCUACUACAUCAUGGAGCGGGGAUCCAUUGACCAGAAAAUCCAAUUGCUGCUGGGCUCGAUGGAAAAAACUGGAAAUGACACCUUCAACAGCAAGCAACUGGAGCAAUACAUCUACACGGUGAUCAAAAGUUUCGUGCAUUUGGAAAGCACUGCGAAAUACUCGAGCAUCAAGGAGUGGCACGAGUUGGGCUUCAUCACCACAGAGCGUUCCGCAGCCACCUUCGCCAAGGGCCUGAUGCGGAAUCUGGGCAGGGAACUGGAGCACACAAUGCCCAGCGAGGCCUUGGAACGAUGGUUGCACCUCACUCCCCAGUUCCUGCAGAUCUGGCGCGAGGUCUUCAGUCAGCUGUACUGUCGCCAUGGUGGCAGCAAGCGCAACAUAAUCAAGGAAAUGGAAAUUCCAAUUCUUCCAGAAUUGUGUGAUGCUCCCCAAAGCAGUCACUAUCGCCCAAUCAUCGAACUGCCUCACGUUAUAUAUAUUAAUGCUCAAUUGCCCCGCGAGCAUCGCCACAAGUGGCGUUUUCUCUUCUCAUCGAAAAUCAACGGCGAAAGCUUCUCAACGAUGCUGGGAAAAAUCCUGGACAAGGGACCCACGUUGUUCUUUAUCGAGGACGAGGAUCAAUACAUAUUCGGUGGCUAUGCGUCCGAGACGUGGUCUGUGAAACCUCAAUUUGGGGGCGAUGACAACUCUUUGCUCUACACCUUAAGCCCUGCCAUGCGGUGCUUUUCGGCCACAACUUAUAACGAUCACUAUCAGUAUUUGAAUUUGAAUCAGCAGACUAUGCCGAAUGGUCUGGGUAUGGGCGGUCAGUUUGAUUUCUGGGGCCUCUGGCUUGACUGCAGUUUUGGCGAUGGACAGAGCGUUGAAAGCUGCACUACAUAUCGAGAUUAUGUGCAAUUAAGUAAACGGAAGCAAUUUAAAAUACGAAACAUGGAAGUUUGGGCCGUUGGAGAUUUACCCGUAAAAGAAGGGGACGGAGAAGGCGAUGGUCAUAAACGUUCGGUGCUGGAUAGCAACCUGGAAGAUCGUGCUAUGCUGGAAAUAUCUGGCAAGAAAAUGCAUUCGGAUGGCCUACGCGAACCCUCCAUGGAUGAUUGAUAUUAUAUGAAACUAUCAAAAGGAAAAGCUUUGUUUUAUCACGUUCGAGAUUUAAUGAGACCAUGCCCAUUUUGGGUGUGCAGUUAAUAAUUCGAUUCUAUUUCCUUUAGCCUUAUUGCGAUCCCUAUCAAACACACAAAAAGUCCUGCGAACAAAAGAGUAUUUGUUCAAUCCAUUCCUAUAAACGUUUUUGUUUAGCUAUUAAUGUUUAUAUAUACAAUGUAUAAUGGAUAUAGUUUAUGUAAUACUGAGAGUAUUGUUGUUGCGUUUUAGAUCUAAAAGUGUGAAAAUGAAAUCAUUUAAAUGGUGAAACAAACAAGCA
This is a messenger RNA of Drosophila subpulchrella, 1785 nucleotides long. RefSeq names its product MTOR-associated protein MEAK7. The record is from RefSeq and is a predicted model, not a curated record. Lineage: Eukaryota; Metazoa; Arthropoda; Insecta; Diptera; Drosophilidae. Bases 117 to 1463 code for a protein of 448 amino acids. The transcript has 7 exons.